UUGAUUGGUGAAACAUUAGUAGUAUAUAAAAUGGAAAAGCAUGAAGGGACUACACGCUCCAAGGUGCAAUCGAGUGAAAUGAUACCUGUUCCAAUUCUUGAGAAAGGAGUUUUUCGUUUUGACUGUUCAGUGGAAGAUAGAAAUAAUACAUUACCGAGCUUAUCUUUCAAAAAUCCAAAAUGCAGGGAUACACCAAUUACUAGCAGUGACGUAGAUCCCACCUACACUCCUACAUUUGAGCUUGUUAAUAAAAAACAAAGAGUCAAUAUUGAGUUGCCGCCUGGCACCUCUUUUUAUGGAACUGGAGAAGUUAGUGGGCAGCUGGAGCGAACCGGAAAGACAAUUGUUACUUGGAAUACUGAUGCGCACGGCUAUGAUGAGAAGACAACUUCCUUGUAUCAAUCACAUCCUUGGGUACUAGCGGUUCUCAGUGAUGGAAAAGCACUAGGGGUUCUUGCAGAUACUACAAGACGAUGUAAGAUUGACUUGAGUAAGGAAUCCAAUAUAAAGAUCGUAGCUCCAAUAUCAUAUCCUUUGAUCACAUUUGGUCCAUUUGAUUCACCAGAAGAUGUUCUUAUGUCUUUCUCCCGUGCCGUUGGUACUGUUUUUAUGCCUCCCAAAUGGUCAUUGGGCUAUCAUCAAUCUCGUUUCAGCUAUGAUUCUGAUCAACGAGUUCGUGAGAUUGCAAGUACAUUUCGUGAAAAAAAAAUACCUUGUGAUGUCAUAUGGAUGGACAUAGAUUACAUGGAUGGUUCUCGAUGUUUCACAUUUCAUAAGGACCGGUUCUCGGAUCCAAAAUCUCUUGCAAACUAUCUUCAUCAAAAUGAUUUCAAAGCAGUCUGGCUGCUUCACCCAUGGAUCAAACAUGAAGAUGGCUAUAUCAUCUACAACAGUGGUUCUAAAGAAGAUAUCUGGAUUCAAACUGCUGGUGGGGAGCCUUUUGUAGGGGAGGGGUGGGUAUUUCCAGAUUUCACAAAAUCAGAAGCCCGUUCAUGGUGGGCUAGUCAUGUCAAGGACUUCGUUACUAAUGGUGUGGAUGGUAUAUGGAUUGAUCUGAAUGAACCGAGAGUUUCGGAGACGACAAUGCCUGAUAGCAUUAUUCAUAGGGGAGAUCCAGAAUACGGUGGCAAACAGGACCAUUCACACUAUCACAAUGUUUAUGGUAUGCUGAUGGCAAGAUCAACAUAUGAAGGCAUGAAACUAGCUAAUGACAAAAAACGCCCAUUUAUGCUUACUCGAGCUGGGUUUGUGGGAAGCCAAAGGUAUGCUGCUACUUGGACAGGAGCUAACAGGUCUAAUUGGGAGCACCUUCGUAUGAGUAUCCCUAUGGUUCUUAAUCUGGGGCUUAGUGGACAACCAUAUUCAGGAUCAGAUAUUGGUGGAUAUAUUGGGAAUGCAGAAUCAAAGCUGUUUAGAAGGUGGAUGGGUGUGGGUGCUAUGUUUCCAUUUUGUCGUGGGCAUUCUCUGAAAAAUAGCGCUAAUCACGAGCCUUGGUCCUUUGAUGAAGAGUGUGAAGAAGUUUGUCGAUUAGCAUUGAGGAGGCGGUAUCAGCUUUUACCUCACAUAUACAAUCUGUUUUACUUGGCACAUACACGGGGUACCCCGGUGGCGACUCCAACCUUUUUUGCUGAUCCCAAAGAUAUGGGGUUAAGAAAACAAGAUAAUUCAUUCUUGUUGGGACCAGUUCUUGUAUAUGCCAGCACCAGCGAUGCGUCAAAUUAUCAAGAGCAGCACGAGUUGCCUAAAGGAAUAUGGAUUAGUUUUGAUUUUGAUGAUUAUCAUCAGGAUUUGCCAUUCCUGUACCUAAAAGGAGGAUCCAUCAUUCCUUUGGCUCCUCCUUGUCAAAAUGUUGGUGAAGCUAAACGUGAAGAUGAUAUAACUCUGCUGGUGGCUUUGGACAAACAUGGUAAAGCUGAAGGUUUUCUCUAUGAAGAUGCUGGUGAUGGAUAUGAAUACCUUAAUGGAGAAUACUUGUUGACAACAUAUGUUGCUAAACUUCAGUCUUCCGUGGUAACCAUAGAAGUUUCGAAAACUGAAGGGUCUUGGGAGAGACCAAAGCGCCGCUUAAAUGUGAUCUUACUGAUUUGCACUGGUUCUGUGCUUGAUGCAUGGGGUAUUGAUGGGGAGAUUGUGCAAAUCAAAUUUCCCACACUAGGUGGUGCAGCUUGAAGAAAGUGCAGAAAGGUUGGUUUCAGCUGGAAGUUGACCCUCUGAACUGAAGCCAUUCUUUGGAAGACAAGAAAAUGCGUCCAAUAAUUAUGUCCAAUUUCAUAUUUUAUUUUCCAUUACUGCAGGUGUGUUCAAUAAGGUUUAUAUAUGCAAUAAUUCUGGUUUGUAAUAAGGGUUUAAAAACCCCACCUCUGUUUACCAUUGAAGGCAGUGAAUUUGAAUAAAAAAUUAUAAGAGUUGGGGAGCAGACUCCCACUCUUCUUGAUUGUUAA
Olea europaea var. sylvestris is the source of this 2441-nucleotide messenger RNA. Its product is annotated as alpha-glucosidase 2-like. Lineage: Eukaryota; Viridiplantae; Streptophyta; Magnoliopsida; Lamiales; Oleaceae. The transcript is spliced from 17 exons. The coding region runs from base 31 to 2169 and encodes 712 amino acids. Gene Ontology annotation, molecular function: carbohydrate binding; hydrolase activity, hydrolyzing O-glycosyl compounds. Gene Ontology annotation, biological process: carbohydrate metabolic process. The record is from RefSeq and is a predicted model, not a curated record.